This is a messenger RNA of Bemisia tabaci, 4537 nucleotides long. It is a transcript of the gene RnrL, whose product is annotated as Ribonucleoside diphosphate reductase large subunit. NCBI's taxonomy places the organism in Eukaryota, Metazoa, Arthropoda, Insecta, Hemiptera, Aleyrodidae. Gene Ontology annotation, cellular component: ribonucleoside-diphosphate reductase complex. Gene Ontology annotation, biological process: deoxyribonucleotide biosynthetic process. The record is from RefSeq and is a predicted model, not a curated record. Gene Ontology annotation, molecular function: ribonucleoside-diphosphate reductase activity, thioredoxin disulfide as acceptor; ATP binding.
UAUUUCGUUUUGAUCUUCAAAUGUGUAGCCCGGUAAAUUUUGUGUUGACUAAUUCGCACACUCGCAAAAAUCAGCUGGAAGGAUGGCGGGAAAUCGACCCGUCGAUCAUUGUGAUUACCCUACCCCUACCCGUCCAUGCUUCUCAGAAUCAGAAUUCCCGCGGACGUUACCUUUGUAAUUUCGUGUGACAAUAAUCAUUAAAUUUUACUGCCAAAAUGUCGAGCCCGAAGAUUGUUAGUGCCGUCAAGGAGUCCAUCAUUCCAAAGGGAAGGCUGUACGUCAAGAAACGAGGAGGCCGCAUCGAGGAUGUGCACUUCGAUAAAAUCACGUCUCGGAUUUCGAAACUAUGCUAUGGUCUCAACUCAGAAUUCGUCGAUCCGAUUGAGAUCACAAUGAAGGUGAUCAAUGGACUUUACCCUGGCGUUACGACUGUGGAGUUGGAUAAUCUGGCCGCGGAAACAGCAGCCACGAUGACAACUCGCCAUCCCGAUUAUGCUGUCCUAGCUGCCCGAAUCGCUGUCUCCAAUCUCCAUAAAGAAACCAAAAAAACAUUCAGUGAUGUGGUUGAAGAUUUGUAUAACAUGAUAAGUGAAGUAACCAAAAAACCAACACCAAUGAUCUCAGAUUUCCAUUACCAAAUAGUCAAGAAAAAUGCAGAUCGACUCAACUCUGCAAUCAUCUAUGAUAGAGAUUUCAGCUACAAUUAUUUUGGCUUCAAAACCUUGGAGCGCUCUUACUUGCUUCGUAUUAAUGGGAAAAUUGUAGAGCGCCCGCAACACAUGCUAAUGCGCGUAGCUGUCGGAAUUCAUGGUGAGAAUAUUGAAGACGCUAUCGAGACUUACAACUUGUUAUCGGAAAAGUAUUUCACACAUGCCUCACCCACUUUGUUCUCAGCAGCUACACCAAGACCUCAACUAUCAAGCUGCUUUUUGCUCGCCAUGAGGAGAGACAGUAUCGAAGGGAUCUACGACACUCUGAAGCAAAGUGCUCUUAUUUCAAAGUCUGCCGGAGGAAUCGGAAUCCAUAUUCACUGCAUCAGAGCCACUGGCAGUUACAUUGCAGGAACAAAUGGAACUUCCAAUGGAAUAGUACCCAUGCUUCGAGUUUUCAACAACACAGCCCGAUAUGUUGAUCAAGGCGGUAACAAGCGUCCUGGAGCUUUUGCAAUUUAUCUGGAACCUUGGCAUGCGGAUAUUUUUGAAUUUUUAGACUUGAAGAAAAACACAGGAAAAGAAGAAGUGCGAGCACGUGAUCUCUUUUACGCCCUUUGGAUUCCUGAUGAAUUCAUGAAGAGAGUUGAACAGAAUGGAGUGUGGAGUCUCAUGUGUCCGAACGACUGUCCUGGAUUGUCAGAUUGCUGGGGAGAAGAGUUCGUAAAACUUUACACUAGGUAUGAAAAAGAGGGUCGUUACCUUCGACAAGUGAAAGCCCAGCAGUUGUGGUUUGCCAUUCUGGAUUCGCAAGUAGAAACAGGUGUACCAUAUAUGCUCUACAAGGAUGCCUGUAACAGCAAGUCAAAUCAACAAAAUCUAGGAACCAUCAAGUGUAGCAACUUGUGUACUGAAAUUAUAGAAUACACGGCUGAAGAUGAAAUCGCUGUAUGUAAUUUGGCCUCAAUUGCUGUAAAUAUGUUUGUCAAUCCUGAUAGGACUUAUGAUUUCAAGAAAUUGAAGGAGGUGACCAAAACUGUCACCAAAAAUCUAAACAAGAUCAUCGAUAUCAACUACUAUCCUGUACCUGAGGCUCGCAAUUCAAACAUGCGCCACCGUCCCAUUGGCAUUGGAAUCCAAGGGUUGGCCGAUCUUUUCCUUCUCAUGCGUCUGCCUUUUGACAGUGAAGAGUCGCAGAAGAUGAACAUCCAACUAUUCGAAACAAUUUACUAUGGUGCCUUGGAAGCUAGCGUUGAAUUAGCUGAAAUGAAUGGACCAUACUCGACCUAUGAAGGAUCUCCUGUCAGCAAGGGGAUUUUGCAGUACGAUAUGUGGAAUGUUACCCCAACAGAUUUGUGGGACUGGGCUGCGCUAAAACAAAAAAUUGCCAAACAUGGAGUGCGUAACUCCCUCCUUCUAGCACCCAUGCCAACAGCUUCAACUGCUCAGAUCUUAGGCAACAACGAAUCUUUUGAACCAUACACAAGUAACAUCUACUCGAGGCGGGUCCUCUCCGGAGAAUUCCAGGUUGUUAAUCAUCACUUAUUGCGAGAUCUUGUAGAACGUGGCUUAUGGAGUGAUGAUAUGAAAAACGAGCUCAUUGUCAACAAUGGAUCUGUGCAGAAUAUCAAAGAAAUUCCAGAUGAUUUAAAGGCUUUGUACAAAACUGUAUGGGAAAUUUCCCAAAAAACUAUUUUGAAGAUGGCUGCUGAUAGAGGUGCUUUCAUAGAUCAAUCUCAAUCUUUGAAUGUCCAUAUUGCAGAACCAAACUACGCCAAAUUAUCGUCAAUGCACUUCCAUGCAUGGAAUUUGGGUUUGAAAACAGGAAUGUACUAUUUGCGGACAAAGCCAGCCGCACAAGCAAUCCAGUUCACUGUCGACAAAACUAAACUACGAAAAACAGUCAAAACAGAACAGAACGGUGUUCAAAACGGAGUCCAGAAUGGUGUGGAAAAUGGAACUCAUGAGAACGGAACAGCAGAGGAAGAACAACGUGCUUAUAACAUGAGUGCAAUGGUCUGUUCACUGCAAAAUAAGGACGAUUGUUUAAUGUGCGGAUCCUAAAUCACUCACCCUCUUCUGUAAUAUUGAGGACCAAUUUACACUUCUUAUCAACGCUUAAAUUAUUCAGCGAUUUUCUUAAAUUUUAACCAUUGUUUUAAGAUUUUAACAAUUAUUUAUGAUUUUAAUUCCUUAUCUUACUUUUAAAUUCAGUUUAGGUACAUGUAAAUAAUCAUAGAAUGGAAACUGUAAGAUUUCAAAGAUUUUCCCAGCAGCACCACCUUAUUGAACCAUGAUGACAAAACCUCCUGCGAGAUGAUCAAAUCAAGCUAUCAAAUGUAACAGGAUUUAGCAGGGCUGGCAACUGCCAACUCUGACAACUUUUCUUUUGCACCCCAAUCAGAACUAAUCUAAUUCCAGCAGGUAGCUCGAAUAUGAUAGAAUAGAGUGUGUGAUUGGCUGUAGAUGAGUGACAGGAGUGGAGUGCUUUGUGUAAAAAAGUUGUAUCUCCCCAAUAAUUUUUGAUCUUGUCAAUUUGAUGACCUGAUUUGAUCGUCUAAUAAGAGCCUAUGUUAUCUCUAAUUAGUAUUCAGUCCUCACAAACAGCUAUAUUUAGGUUUAAAGUUUUUUUAUCGUUGAAUUUUCCUCAGUUGCCUGUGAUUUAGCAGGUAAGAAGAUUAGUUGCAUGGUGUUUCCUUUUUUUAUUGUAUUUAUUAAAAAAUGUCUGCACGUUUAUAUCCCCAUCUUUCAGAUCUCAGUCUAGAAACUUUGUCUGCAGAUUAAACUCGUGAUGUGUCGUGGCUAAAUCUGAUAUUCGAUUAAGCUUUGAUUUCAAAACGUUUCGAUUAUUAUAGUAUUACUUUCAACUUUACGUCUGUAGGAAACACGCUCCCAGUGACCCUAUUUUUAUUUUCCAUCAGCCAAAAUUGCCCGCCUGUUGGUUUGCGCUGGUUAUAUUUUAAGACUUUUGAAACCGUAUGUAUUUUAUCAGAUUUUAAUGAUGUAAUGAAAUGCGCAAAGUGUACAUAAUUAUAUUUUUUAUCUGAUUCAGAAAAUUUUACUCGAUGAUACUGUCAUUAUUGCUCAGGAAAUUUAUUUUGGAAACUGUCUUUUGGGUAAAGCACUCUCAUGUACUCAAUUAUUUUAUUAGGUAGCACUCUCUCCUUCUUAGUAUUUAACUUUCUCCUGUCCUGUAUUAUGUCUUUCAUUGGUUUUAAAGUUCUAUUGGGUCAAGUUUUUUACAUUUUGGUCAUAAUUUUUUUUUCUUUUUGGCCCCCAAAAUUGUAUAGCAAUAUGAAUUAAUGUCAUGUACCAAACAAAACCAUACUGCUUCUUUCUGCUGUAAGAAGCUUGAAUGCCUGGAAUGGUCUAAAUUUCUGCAUCGACCAUUUACUGAAACACAUUUAUAUUCUCUCAAUAAUUAAUAACUGGUUUUUAUUCCAGCAAAUUUUUAAUAUAUUGAUCUUUGAAGAUAUUUUAUAUCACUGAUAGAAAUUUAAUAAGUAAUUUUCUUCUGAAGUCAUGAAUCAGAACAUUUGGUUCAUUUUUAUGUAAGAUGUGGUAAACUUUAUUUUUAUUCAAAAUGAGAAAAGCGGUGCCUUUAUUACCUAAGUGAGAAAAAACAAAUUACCAAGAAUGUAGAUAAUUAAGUUAAAAAGCAGUGUGUAUUGUAAUUACGAAAGUUACGUUUUUGGCCGUUGUAAUGCCUUUAAAAUUUGACUUGAAGUUUUAAGUAACCGAUGUUGAAGGAUGUUCACCAAUGUGUGUGCAUGUGUAAAAAUAAUUCAAGUGGAUAAAAUGUUCUCCGAGAGUAAAUGGAGACUCUGUCAAACAUGGAGCUGUGCAUGUCCUCGCUACCUUUAUUAUUAAAGAAGCAAUCUGUAAAU